Messenger RNA from Stylonychia lemnae, 1830 nucleotides. The record is from the annotation of a GenBank genome assembly. NCBI's taxonomy places the organism in Eukaryota, Ciliophora, Spirotrichea, Sporadotrichida, Oxytrichidae.
AUGGUAUCUAUAUCAAUUAAUAAAUAUUUCUUAGACUACAGCAAUUAGUACAAUAACUACAAUCCAAGCAGUGGGAACAACUACUAGCAGGAAAGCCAGAACUACUAUCAGAAUGACAACAACAAUAACAUUGUUGAUGUCGCUCUUGAUCAGAAUAAUUAUCAAGAAGAAACUCCUUACUAGCAAUAACAAGACAAUUAGUACAAUAACUACACACCCUCAUAUCAACAGCCAACGGAUUAUCAAGGUACUACAUACAAUGACUCAUAAGCAUAAUCUACUCCAUAAAGGGAUGAGGUAUAUAAUCAUCGUAUUUUAUUUCAUUAGGUUGUCGAUUACAAUGCUUACUCUCAAAAUGAAGAGACCAAGAAGAAUACUUAUUCAGUUGUUGAUGAAUAUUAAUAACCAUAGGCAACCAAGAAAUAGGAAGAUCCAGUUAAAUUUGGAAGUUCAGCUUUCGCUUAGGAAAGAAGACAAUUAUUUGAUGAUACACCAGUAGUGAUAGAUGCAGAUGCUGAUAAAGAUUACCCAUCAUAUAAUGCAGAUUCAUCAAAAGUUUAAAAUAACACAGGCUCAUCUUAAUAAGUUAUUGUUGGUAGCGGGACUCAGUAUCAAUACUUGCAAGACUUAAACAAGAUGAAACUCAUUGAUGUGAACUUAGAUGAACCAAUAAAGGAUGAGAUUGAUCCUAGAGUAAAGUAAUUCUCAGUAACUAAUCCAAUGAAAACUGGAGGCCACAUCAAAUAUACUGUGACUGGAGUUGAUAUGGACGGUCCCUUUGAGGAAGUGAGAAGAUUCAGAGAUUUCUUCGCUCUUAAGAAUGGACUAACCUAGAGAUGGCCAGGUAUAUUCAUUCCUGCUCUGCCUGAGAAAAAGCUAGUGGGAAAUAAUGAUGAUAGGUUCGUAGAAGAAAGAAGAAAUUUGCUAGAACGAUUCAUGAAAGAAUUCGCCAAAUUUGAUUAUUUAACUCACUCAAAAGAAUUCAAGAUCUUUGCCAGAGAUAAGGGUGAUCUUGACAAGAUCCUCAACAAUUUGGUUAAGCAAACACCGAUGCAAGUACUAGAAAAGUACAGACUUAACUUUGUCGUCGAAGAGGACUAGCCAGCAUCUUCACUUCAAAAAUAUAAAGAAAAUAUUAUCGAAUUCUAAAACUUCCUCAAGAAGGUUAUUCCAGUAAUGGAAAUUCAGAAAAAGCAGAUCAAGCGUAUGAUAUCCAUUCGUGAUGCUCAAGAUACUAGCUACAAACAAAUAGUUAGUUAACUCUUGAAGUAUGAGGAUAAUAAUGUUGAGUACUACACAGAUUCUGACAUUACUAAAAGAUGCUUGACUAAUCCAGGUAAAGGAGACUUCAAGGAACAGUCUGAUUCAGCUUUCAGAAAUGUUAAGAAUCCCUAUAGAGAUGCCUAUUACUGGGUCAAGGGAGAACUAUUAGACAUUAAGGGCAUGAAUGAGGCACUGAUGGGAAGAGAGCAGGUCGUUAAAAUGUAGUCUGCUUGUGAAGGCAAGAAGAGAUCUGAUUAAAGUGAGUUAGAGAAGCUUAGUCAGGGCAAGACAACCAUCAAAAGCAUCUUUAAGAGUAAGUCAAGCAAAGAAAAUGACAUCUUAAAUCUUCAAGCAUCGAUCGAAGUGGCAAACAAGGACAUAGAGGACUAUAAGAAACUGAUCAACUUCUUAACUAUUUAUCACGGACAAAUAGCUAUCCAGAACUUCAAGAAGCAAAAGGCUGUUAUGUACUUCAAAAUGCUAGGAUAAGUAGGCACCAAGGAGAUCUCUAAUUCUCACUCUGCAGCCACUCUCUGGUACACCCUUAUCUAGAACGAUCAAAAGUGA